AAACCCCCUCCUCCAGACUCUCCCCCAUCUUUAUAUCCCCUCUCCUGUCUCGCUACCUCUUUCAUAACCUCUGCAGUGAGUGUCAGGGAAAGAUGGAGCGAUCUCUGCUUGCGUCUCUUCUGUGUGUGUGGGCCCUCAGCAGCCUGUCUGCAGCAUCAGUGGAUGUGAUAGAACAGUGUCCAGAGAGAAUACUUGGUAAUGAGAGAAGACAAACAUGCCCAAAAAAAUGUCAGCAAGACAAAGAGUGUGGCAACAAACGUCAGUGCCUCUGUGACGGCCAGUGUGGACUCAGCUGUGUUGCCCCAGGUCGUAUGUGUCCAUGGCCUCUCCCACCUGGAAACAAUUUUGAUGUAGCUCUCCUUUCCCCUUCACCUUCUUUCUCCGCUCUGCUUGAAGUUCGCUGUAAGCCUGGGUUCACCAUGCAUAACGGACUGGACACUACAAUACGCCGUUGCCAAGGUGACCGGCAGUGGAGUGGCGAUGAACCUGUUUGUACAGCCUCCUCAGGAGGAGGUCUUGCAGCAGAGCCGGUUCUGGUGCCUGAGGUGUCCUGUUCUUUGCCUGAUGAUGAUGAUCUGCUCUCUGUGCAGGGCAGUGCUUCCGUGGGAUCCACCAUCCGUUACCACUGUUCAUCUGGAUCUGUGCUGAUUGGAAAUAGUGAGAAUAUCUGUCAAGAGAGCCAGACGUGGCAAUACCCUCACCCCAUCUGUCGCCGUGUGGUUUGUCCUCCUCCUAAGGAGGUUGAACGUGGACAUCUGGUGGCCGUCCAGAGAACUGAAUAUGAAGUUGGUGAAACAAUCUACUACCUUUGCAAAAAGAGCUUCUUGUUGGAUGGACCAAAUCAAGUGACUUGUCUACCUAAUGGGACAUGGAGUGCAGAGCCUGCUUGCCGGGCCCGCUGUCCAGUCCCAGCUCAACGCAGCAGGGUGAUCGUGGGAGGAGAAAAGCGUUGGCCAUAUGAUCUGACGGAUGGUGUGGUUGCUCAUGGGGAGAAUGUGACAUUUUUCUGUAAACAUCCAGAAAAACUGUGCAGCUUCACUGCCACGGAGGUCUGCGUGGAUGGACAGCUCAAGCAACCUAGCUGCUAUCUUGACCCAACCUGGCUGCAGUUCAAGCUCUUUCCUCAUCGUCUGGUUUCAGAGAUCGAUGCAUGUGAUCCUGAUGACCUUCAGUGAGCUCAUCAAAUUUUGACAACACAUUUUGCAUGUUGGCACACAAAGCUCUGUCUUCACUCUGACACCAUGAUCCGGAGUCUGGAUAAACAUAAAUUGCCUUAUUAAUAUGCCAACUAAAUUUGUUUUGGACCGGAUCUCAAUAGGAUCUCAGUUACGCCUCAUUUAACUCUUAUCUUUUACAUUUUGUUGCUGCAUUGACAAAGUUACCUUAAACAGAAUUUGUGUCAUAUCUGAUGCAUCUAAACACCCUCAUACUUGCUUGAGGUCUUGGUUGCCAUAAGCUACUCUCUUUUCUUGUGUUUUAUUGUCGUACAAAGUGUAAAACUGAUUUUUGAGGUACCAUUGGUGUUUAUCUUGUUAUAUUAUUUUAUUUCUUGUUAAAAAGUGAUUUAUGCUAACUGAUCAAGCCCACAAUUAAGAAUGCACAGGCUAAAGAUGAACUCUGAAAUCAUGUCAUGUUCUGAUGCACUCUAGUUUUAUUGUAUUCCAAAAGCAGUUUUAUGAUAUGUUUAGAGUUAACUGAGCUUUGACUGGACUGCUUGAUUGGAUUACAUAAAGAAUAGAGUAGACUCAGGAAUAUUAUAGCAUAAAAGACUUGCUGAAUUAUUGCUUUUUCAUAUGAAUUGGAUUCAUAACUUUACAAUGAAUCAUCUUUGAAUGUAUUUUCCUCUUGUAACAUCAUGAUUCUUCAAUAAAGAAACUGGAAAAUG
This is a messenger RNA of Labeo rohita (rohu), 1885 nucleotides long. RefSeq names its product ntl-dependent gene 5 (gene ntd5). The record is from RefSeq and is a predicted model, not a curated record. Gene Ontology annotation, molecular function: peptidase inhibitor activity. Lineage: Eukaryota; Metazoa; Chordata; Actinopteri; Cypriniformes; Cyprinidae. Bases 93 to 1175 code for a protein of 360 amino acids. The transcript is spliced from 8 exons. Gene Ontology annotation, cellular component: extracellular region.